Molecule: messenger RNA, 2003 nt
Organism: Owenia fusiformis
Lineage: Eukaryota; Metazoa; Annelida; Polychaeta; Sabellida; Oweniidae
Source: the annotation of a GenBank genome assembly
GUUUACAACCGUCGGUUACUCAUUAACCGAAUUCAACAUAAAUUUGAUGAAAAUCUCAUUUUGUGAUCAUAAGAAAUACACUUCAUAUAUGACGAAUAUCGGUUGAAAAAUGAAGUACAGCCAGGCAAUGGAAAUAAAUAAUUUACGACACCUGUAAAUGAACUGAAAGUCUAUAUUGAACCCGCAGAUUAUUCUAUUCGAGUUAUUCCAUGUUAUCGUUAUCAGCGUAAACUCAGAUGUAGCUGCAUUGUUACCAUAUUGAAGUAUAUUUUCAACACCCCGGAAGAAGAGUGAUGUCAUCAUACAAAGAUAGCGACCAUUUUGAUACGAAUCUAGCCUACCAGAGAAGGAAACAUAGUCCGAGAUGCCUCAUCAUCACUGGUGUGAUAGUUACUAUUGUUGUCAUAGCAGCGGUUGUGGUUGGUGUGGUAUUUGCUGUUCUGCCACACACUGCAACAUCAGUGGUGACUGCUGCAACACCUCCUAUGGGCUGGAACACUUGGAACCGAUUCAAAUGCAGCUUUACGGAGAACAUAGUGAGGGAAACUGUCAAUAGAAUGCUUGAAUUGCGUCUUGUCAGACUUGGGUACAACCAUAUAGUGCUAGACGAAUGUUGGCAAUAUAAACGGAACUCCUCCGGUCAUAUCCAACCGGAUCCUUUAAGGCUGCCUAAUGGGGCAACGGGGAUGAAGACGUUAGCAGAUUAUCUGAACAGCAGGGGUCUAAAGUUGGGUCUCUCCACCAGUGUUGGAACCCUAACCUGCUUUAGGAGGCCCGGUAGCUAUAGCAAGGAGACUAUAGAUGCUGCAACCUACAAAAGUUGGUCAGUGGACUAUGUUAAAAGUGCAGAUUGCUUUACUCAUCCGGGAACUUAUUCUUACAACAAUUACAUCGCCAUGUCACGUGCCCUUAGACAGACAAAUCAGAACAUUGCAUUCUCUGUUGGUCCGACUAUUAGUGCUCAGGGUGCUAAAGACAUUGCUAUCGCAAGGCAAGUUGGAAAUGACAAUGUGGAUGAUUUUGACCUGAUGUUGUCGAUUGUUGAUCGACUUGUGGAGGAAGGUUUGGCCAGAGAAGCUGGAACUGGAUUUUGGAACGACCUUGGAAUGUUACAAGUUGGAAAUGGAAAGAUGUCCACCAGUGAAUACAGGAUACAUAUGUCACUUUGGUCUGCCUUGAAAUCUCCAUUAUUUCUCGGAAACGAUCUCCGAACCAUGUCUCAAGCGGUCGAAGAUAUUAUACAAAAUUCAGACAUAAUUGCUAUAAACCAAGAUCCCCUUGGAAUAUCAGCUAAUUUGAUAUACAGUGAAAUACCAUUUGAUGGAAUAUCUAAAGUACAAAUUGUUUCAAAGAUGUGUGCAUCGACGACAUUUUCUCAGAAUUUUUUAUUCGAUUCACUGCGGAAACGAAUCCAUUAUUAUCCCGAUUCAUCGAAGUGUCUAACUAUGGAGACUACGUACAGAUAUGUAACUCUACGCUCUUGCAAGAACGACACUAUUGACGUUAACCAACAGUGGUUCAUCAAUACGCAAACCGGAACUAUCCAUCAGGAAAACAACAGGGGGAACUGUAUCACCACUAGUACCAUUGCGAGAUCACCUGCAAAGGUUCGGAGCUGUAACGAACGUAAUAAUACAGCAGAAUAUAUUGGGCCAAAUGAAUGGUGGCAUCCUUUUAAUGAUGUCUUCUACUUUGACGGGGAUCUUACCGCGUCUUUUUCAAUCAGGAAUACUAACAAUAUGUGCGCUAGCUUAGGUGCUGUUGAUGACAUUCAGAUAUACAGUGGACCAUUGAGCAACAACAACAGGGUUGCAAUCUUACUUAAUAGGGACGUAACUGAACGAAGUAUUACACUUCGAUGGCAGGAUAUGGGUGUAUCCCCUGGCCAACAGUAUCAGACAAGGGAUGUAUGGACAAAAUCAUACGCCGGGGAUUAUAAACAAACAUAUUCCGCCAGUGUCAAACCACAUGAUUUGGUUAUGCUUUAUAUGAGAGCAGUAUAA